AUGGUUAAUAUGGAUAUCGAGGCAAUAGCUCGGGUUGAAGCUGCAACAAAAGUAAUCAAUGUUACAAAACAUAAAGGAUACGAUGAUAUCGUCAUUUCAGAAAGCAGAUCGUUGAGUGGCAGUAAGAUAGAAAAGUCACAACAACUAAAGGAAAAAAAGCCAAAACAGUGGAAAGAAAAAGUAGAAACAGCAAAGGAACUUCCCACAACGGAAGUAAACAAAAGAAGUGCAGGUUAA
This is a messenger RNA of Loa loa (African eye worm), 237 nucleotides long. RefSeq lists its product as hypothetical. Bases 1 to 237 code for a protein of 78 amino acids. NCBI's taxonomy places the organism in Eukaryota, Metazoa, Nematoda, Chromadorea, Rhabditida, Onchocercidae. The record is from RefSeq and is a predicted model, not a curated record. The transcript has 3 exons.